Messenger RNA from Geodia barretti, 291 nucleotides. The record is from the annotation of a GenBank genome assembly. NCBI's taxonomy places the organism in Eukaryota, Metazoa, Porifera, Demospongiae, Tetractinellida, Geodiidae.
ACCGAAGGUAUAGCAGUGUCUGUGGUUCCAGGCAAUGUGACCAAAGGUUUAGUGGUGUCUGUGGUUCCAGCAAAUGUAACCAAAGUCGUAGUGUUGUCUGCUGCAGGACAUUCAACUGAAGAUGUUGCACUUCCAAAACCUGGACCUGAGCUCUGCCCCACUCCAGUUCCAGAACCUGCCCCAGCAGUGGUCUGUGGAGGAAAAGUUUGCAGACUCUCCCCUCCGACGUUCACACCUCCUUCCCCAAAAUUCAGACCCCCUCCAGCUCCAAAUUUGAGACCCCCCUCACCC